Messenger RNA from Lasiodiplodia theobromae, 675 nucleotides. Its product is annotated as Mitochondrial import protein. Bases 1 to 675 code for a protein of 224 amino acids. Gene Ontology annotation, cellular component: TIM23 mitochondrial import inner membrane translocase complex; mitochondrial inner membrane. Gene Ontology annotation, molecular function: transmembrane protein transporter activity. Lineage: Eukaryota; Fungi; Ascomycota; Dothideomycetes; Botryosphaeriales; Botryosphaeriaceae. The transcript is spliced from 2 exons. Gene Ontology annotation, biological process: protein import into mitochondrial matrix. The record is from RefSeq and is a predicted model, not a curated record.
AUGACCAUCUGGGACUCUCUGACCGGCCGCAAGUCGGCAUCCACCACCACAUCCGGAUCUACCGCUCCGCCCACAGACACCCAGACCGACUCCUUCCAGCCCGCGCCAUUCGACCCUUCGACCGCCACCGAUGUGUCGUCCUUCCUUAACCCGUCGACCGCUUUCGACGCCUCGCAGCUGCACCCGCUGGCCGGCCUGGACAAGGACACGCUGGACUACCUGACGCUCGAGGAGGGCGCUCUGUCAGACCUUCCUGGCGCCCGCUCCGCCCUGCCGUCGCGCGGCUGGUCCGACGACCUGUGCUACGGCACUGGCACCACCUACCUGACUGCCCUGACACUCGGUGGCGCCUGGGGUCUGGCUGAAGGUCUGAACAAGACCACCCCGCAGAUGGCUCCGCGCCUGCGUCUCAAUGCUGUCCUUAAUUCCGUCACCCGUCGCGGUCCCUUCUUGGGCAACUCCGCCGGCAUCGUCGCCAUGGUCUACAACAUCUUCAACUCCACCAUCGGCUACUACCGCGGCAAGCACGACGCGACCAACAGCAUCGUCGCUGGCGCUCUGAGCGGCGCGCUCUUCAAGAGCACGCGCGGUUUGAAGCCCAUGGCCAUCUCCAGCGGGCUGGUCGCCGGUGCCGCCGGCACCUGGGCGCUCGUCCGUAAGGUCGUGUUCGAGUAA